This is a messenger RNA of Bactrocera neohumeralis, 1813 nucleotides long. Its product is annotated as alpha-tocopherol transfer protein-like. The transcript has 3 exons. Gene Ontology annotation, molecular function: phosphatidylinositol bisphosphate binding. The coding region runs from base 371 to 1309 and encodes 312 amino acids. NCBI's taxonomy places the organism in Eukaryota, Metazoa, Arthropoda, Insecta, Diptera, Tephritidae. Gene Ontology annotation, cellular component: membrane. The record is from RefSeq and is a predicted model, not a curated record.
AUGUAUUUAGCGCUAAGUCAUGUCACUGAACUUAAUUAAUUAAUAACAAUUCCCAAAAAAGUUCUGCUUGCAAAUAAGAGUUGGUAAGAUUAUAUAAAAUGACUUUUAGAUUGUAAUGGCAUCUCCUUUCCUGGACAUCGCUCCGCGCACUUCUCUUCUAGCAAUAGCACCAUUUAAGCUUUCUUAUCCGUACCAAUUGAUUAGGCUGUUAUCGAUGAAUUUAAAAGAAAUACUAUAUGUCUGGUAAUAAGAGCAGCUAACAACAACAUCAAAAUUUUUGAGUCACCACAAACUAGCAAAGCAUUAAAAUAGUCUACGAGGACCUGUUUAGACGAAAGGUCGCUUUGUAAUCACAAAAAAAGAGCAAACAAUGUCACAACUCGCUGUGAGACCACUAAGCGCACAACUUCAAGCUGCCGCAAUUAAAGAAUUGAAUGAGGUGCCCGAACGUGUGGCGGCCGACAUCGAGGCGCUGCGCACCUGGAUCCAACAACAGCCGCAUUUGCGCGCACGUGACGAUGAUCAAUUUUUGCUCUCCUUCCUGCGUGGUUGCAAAUUUAGUUUGGAGAAGGCCAAAAGCAAAAUUGACAAAUUCUAUACGUUGCGCACCAAAUAUCCGGAAUUCUUCACCAUCAACGAUGUAGACGAAAAAAAGGUGCGCGAACUCAUAAAUACCGGCAUACUAGUAUAUUUGCCGACGCCGUUAAAUGAAAAUGGACCACGUAUUGCUGUGGUAACCCUGGGCACUUAUUCAGCUGACAAAUAUUCUAUAGAAGAUGUGGCGCGAACUAUGGAUGGCAUACAGGAGAUAUUUAUGCUCGAAGAUGACUAUGCCGUUGUCUAUGGCAUAACAACAAUAAUUGAUGUGAAAAAGGGUUCGACGGCGCAUCUAAUGCAAAUGACACCAUCGAGUAUGAAAAAAAUGACUGUUUUCUCGGAAGAGGCCUUGCCAUUUCGCACCAAGGCUACACAUUUUAUAAAUAUACCAAGCGGUUUCGAAGCAUUCUUUAAUGUGCUCAAACCUAUGCUGUCGAAGAAACAGCAAAAGCGACUUUCUCUGCAUGGCAAUAAAUUGGAUAAACUUUACGAGCACAUCCCUUUGAAAUAUUUGCCCAAAGAAUAUGGCGGUGAGAACGGUUCCAUUGCGGAGGGCAUCGCCGAGCUCAAUCAGAAACUCGAUGCGUACCGGGAAUACUUUAAGGCGAAUACGCAAUAUGGAACGGACGAAAAGCUUCGUCCUGGCAAACCACUCGAUUUCGAUCAAAUUUUUGGUGUGCAGGGUUCUUUUAGAAAGCUGGAAGUAGACUAAUCAAAUAUAUAAUGAAAACACUACAUUUUUUCUUCCAAAAAAUAUGUUUGUAUGUACUGAAAUUGUAUGUAACAAGUAAGUUUGUUGGUUUUUAAUAUCUUGUUUAAUGUUGGCUUGACAGUUUAUUAAACUGUCGUCAUUUCUAUCGGCGAAGCUAAUUACACGGCUAUGGAAUUUAUUUUUUAAGUUUGUAGUUUAAGAAAUGUGUCUCAAUUUCGAAUGUCUCUAUUUUGAAACUUCAAUUCACAUCUCAAAAAUGUCCAUAAAGCUAAAAUUUUCUGUUUUUAGACAGCAGAUAUCUUCAGUGCUAAUAAAAGUACAACAUACAGGGUUUGUCCGGAAAGUAAUAGGACUGAUUUUCUUCCGCCGCGACUGUACUUUGGAGCGUGCGCGGCACCGACUGGAUUCGGUAGAGAAUGUUCCUAGCUAACGAACGAGCGGCUGGUCAGUCGUCUCCGGCACCUGGAGAGUCAGGACAAACAUUUUCGCGCGACGUGUUUCUGU